Messenger RNA from Engraulis encrasicolus (European anchovy), 4458 nucleotides. RefSeq names its product sirtuin 1 (gene sirt1). NCBI's taxonomy places the organism in Eukaryota, Metazoa, Chordata, Actinopteri, Clupeiformes, Engraulidae. The transcript is spliced from 9 exons. Bases 87 to 2453 code for a protein of 788 amino acids. Gene Ontology annotation, cellular component: nuclear inner membrane; nucleoplasm; nucleus. The record is from RefSeq and is a predicted model, not a curated record. Gene Ontology annotation, molecular function: p53 binding; NAD+ binding; histone deacetylase activity, NAD-dependent. Gene Ontology annotation, biological process: negative regulation of DNA-templated transcription.
CAUUUAAAUAUCCCAGCUGUCGAGCGCACAGUGACGGAAGAAUUUUUACAGCGCUGGGCCAUUACAGCGGCUCGGUAGAGUUGAAGAUGGCGGACGGAGAGAAUAUUGUUGUUGGAGCUAAGACCAGGACGCCGGAAUCUGAUGAGCCUGUUCUUAAAAAACCCAGGAUGGGCAUAUCGGUUGAAUGUGGACUUCAAAUUGUUGAAAAAGAUCAAGGAAUGUGCAGAACGGAGACCGAAGAGAAUUGGGCGGCGGCGACUCCAGCGCGGUCUGCCGAGGAGGUUGAGCCGGCGAUGGCGGUGGGACAGGCCACAGAAACACUAGGCGGAGACAAUGGGCUGUUAGUCCCGCAACACGGUGAAAAUGUUUUGGGCAUUGAGCGGACCUCGGUGCCUGGGCAAGACGAGGGACUCGCAGCACAUGCUGGUCCCGUCAGUGGGUUCCCUCUGAAUGGCUUUGCAUCCCCAGACUGCGAUGAUGAGGAUGACGACCGCUCAUCUCACGCCAGCUCCAGUGACUGGACCCCCAGACCACAGAUAGGCUCCUACAGUUUCAUUCAGCAGCAUAUCAUGAUGGAGACAGACCCUCGGACGAUCCUGAGGGACCUGCUUCCCGACACCGUGCUUCCUCCUGACCUGGACGACAUGACGCUGUGGCAGAUCAUCAUCAACAUCUCCGAGCCGCCGAAAAGAAAAAAGAGGAAAGACAUCAACACGCUUGACGAUGUCGUGAGGUUACUCCAAGAAAGCAAGAAGAUCCUUGUCCUAACGGGAGCCGGGGUGUCAGUUUCCUGUGGGAUUCCGGAUUUCCGUUCUCGUGAUGGCAUAUACGCUAGACUCGCAAUAGAUUUUCCAGAUCUUCCAGACCCUCAAGCAAUGUUUGAUAUUGAAUACUUCAGACGAGACCCAAGGCCUUUCUUCAAGUUUGCCAAGGAAAUUUACCCCGGCCAGUUUCAGCCGUCCCCAUGUCAUAAGUUCAUUGCCAUGCUGGACCAGCAGGGCAAGCUGCUACGGAACUACACCCAGAACAUCGACACUCUGGAGCAGGGCGCUGGCGUGCAGAGAGUCAUCCAGUGCCAUGGCUCAUUUGCAACAGCGUCCUGUCUCAUCUGCAAAUACAAAGUGGACUGUGAAAUCAUCUCUGAAGACGUUCUCAAUCAGGUUGUCCCGCGUUGCCCGAGAUGUCCGCCUGACAUCCCACUCGCCAUCAUGAAGCCAGACAUCGUGUUUUUCGGGGAGAACCUUCCAGAGUUUUUCCACAGGGCAAUGAAGCAGGACAAGGACGAGGUGGAUCUUCUCAUCGUCAUCGGCUCCUCUUUAAAAGUGCGGCCCGUGGCACUCAUCCCAAGCUCCGUCCCGCAUGAAGUGCCUCAGGUACUGAUCAACCGCGAGCAGCUGCAGCACCUCAACUUCGACGUUGAGCUGCUGGGCGACUGUGACGUCAUUGUCAACGAGCUCUGCCACCGGCUGGGCGGCGACUUCGAGAAGCUGUGCCACACGUCCUCCAGGCUGUCAGAGAUCACAGAGAAGCCCCCGCGACCUGUGCUGCUCCCCACGCAACCCACGCCGCCCCUGCCUGAGGAAGACACCGCCCACGCCUCCCCUGCCAACCGCACUCAGCCAGCCCCGUCAGCCCCAGACCAGCCUUCCCAACCAGCUUCAGCCUCAGCCUCAGCUCUAGCCCAGGCAACCCUGCCUUCCCAACCAGCCCCAGUUCCAGCUCCAGUCCAGCCUUCCCAACCAGCCCCAGCCCCAGAGCAGCCCACGCACACUAAUGCAGACUUGGCAUCCCUGGACGAGACGGGUGGCACAACGCAGACAAGUGCGGCGACAGAGACAGCGGCGGAAAAAAUUGCAGAGCCCUCUUCGAAUAUACAGUCCCCCGAGGGGAUGAGAACGUCAUCACACACGCAAGACUCGGAAGACGCACAAAAAGACAAGGCCUUAGCAGCGAAAGAAGCGGCACGCAGACGAUGCUGGUUUAACAGACUCUGCCGGAGUCCGAUCAGCAAACGCCUUGAGAGCUCUCAGUACCUGUUCCAAGCACCAAAUCACUACAUCUUCCACGGCGCCGAAGUUUACUCCAACUCUGAAGACGAGUCGUCCAGCUCGUGCGACAGCGAAGACUCCUGCGGCAGUGAAGAAGGACUGGAAGAAGAGGAAGAGGAGGAGGAGGAGGAGAACGGAGAGAGGGCGGACGGAGAGGAGGGGGACAGAAGAGAAGAGGAGGGGGAGAGUAGAGGCACUGAGAACACAUGUACACCUGUGCUGGAGGAGGAGAAGAAUAACAAGGAGGAGGAGCAGGAGGAGGAGCAGGAGGAGAAAGAGAAACCAAGCCUUAGAGACACACUGCCAGAGCAUCAAAGCCAGCAGAGCACCACCACUCCACAGUGCAGCUCCCUGACACACAGAACAGCCGCUGAGAAUGUCUCGGACAACACCACAAACCUUUAACCACACAAAACAAACUCAGUUUUUUGUUUUUUUUGUUAAUUUGUUUUUUCCCCCCAACUACAUGUCCACAAGUAAGCACUAGCAAGUCUUUAUUGUACUGAAGUACAUUUUAUAUAUAUAUAUUUUUUUUUUGUACCCGGUCCCUGCCACCCCCAUGAUUUAUACUCUGUGUUGUAUUUGUUUUUAUUUGUUUGUUUGUUCCCUUUGCUUAGUUUUUGUCUGUUAAGAUUGCACAGAUAUGUACUGUGCAUAUGCUCAACGUUUGAGGUGAGAGGGCGCUGUUGAAGGCUAUUCCAAGAAGGUGGUUCAGUAGCAAACCAGGUAAAAGUUAACCUGGACGUUGUUCUAAAUCAGCUAAUAAAAGAGCCUGGAGCCCUGAUUUUCUUAAAGAAGUUAUGGCAGCAGGCUAACUAUUAGCAGGGUUACCAUUUUCUGUAAGCCAAUUUAGUCACAAUUAUCACUUACCCAUGUUCUUGGAAUUUCCCCCUUAAAUCCCAGGUGGGUGCAUGCAAGUUGGAAUUGAGCGUAAACAAACGAGAGGGUGAGGGGCUUAACAAGGGAGUGUCUGUCAUUCAGAUGGAAAAAACAACGUUGUGAAUGUCACUCCUUUUAACUUAUUUUGGUUAUAUGUCUGUGGGAUGUAAGGCAGUGAGUUGGUUUCAGAGGGUUGCAAACUCGUCAAUUUAACAGUCCAGUCUAAAAUGGCCAUUCACAUAGAAACACAGGAUGAGUUGAAAGGGAACCUGUAGGUAGACCAAAGAUCAUUUUAUUUUCAGUUCAGCAAGAAUUAUAUUUUCCAUUAAACCCUCCAAAGCAUUUUUGUCUUUCAAUUUCUUUUUAAGAGACGUUGAAGCAAAACAGGAAACGUUUGUGUUUGAUAUUUUCGGCAGCUACUUUUUUACAGUUCAUGUAUCAGUGACUUGUUUUUAAGGAAAAACAAAACCUGUGAAUCCAGACAGCCAGCAAUGAGUUGGCAGUGUUUUUUUAUGUUUCCCCCCUUUAGUUGUUGAUGAAAGUGACCAUGAGAAGCCUUACCAUAAUGUAAUUGCUGUAGGUUGGCCAUGCCUCUUUGGUGUCAGUUGAAUCUCGUUAUGAAAAUCUUUCAAAAUAUUCAUUUUGGAAUGUGUUAAAAUCUAAACUGAGAUUAACAACACAAACCCUCUGUAUGGUGAACUUAAACUGCCACCAACAAUGCAAUGGUUUUGACCCCAUGUUAGGAUGUUUUGAAAUGUCCUUGCUUAUAACUUUUGACCAGUCCACACAAAGACCUGGUUUCCUUUGUAUAAUUUGUAAAAGAUGUUCUCUUGGUUGUUAAUGAAUUGUUAUCAUUUCAACUCGCGCAAUCUCAAGCAGAGACACUUCCAAACUGUAUGGCCCAGGGUUACAAAUGCAGGCAUUGUUGUGGUUGGAACGUCGGUAUUAAGGUUUAUAGAUGAGUUUCUGUUGUGUAUGUGUUGACACGUGGACAUGUUUACUGCAGGAGCUGAUAUGAUUUUUUUGUAAAUGUAAUGAUAAAGGGGAGUAGCAUUUUGUGCAUUAUCACUUUGCAAAUUGGUCAUAUAGGCCUGUGUCCUUUUCUCCCUGAACAAUACAGAAUACAUUUUAUAUUUGAAAAUAAAGCCUUUAUGAACAUGACUACGCAAACCAGCAAGCCAUAAUGAUUGUCGAUGUUGACAUUGAAGAGAACAUUAAAUCAUGCAGUUACAUUUUUUUUCCUAAGCCGUAUGUUUGACCAGAAAGUGGUUUUCUUUUGGUUUAUUUUAUUUUAUUUUUCAUCUAUUUGCCAUGUUAUCUUGCUUUAACAGUUUAUGUUCUGUGUUAAGUUGGACUUGCCCUGCAUGUUGAACUCAAAGGUUAUUCUUUUCAGGUCUUCUUAUCUGCAAACCUUUCUAGGUAUUCUUUAUCUGACCAGAAUUGCCCUCUUUCUCAACAAGGUUGUUAUUGUGUUGGUUCGGAGGAUGUGUCAAUGACUUUAUUUCUGAAAAAUAAAACAAAACUAUAUUGA